AUGGAUUCCAAAGAAACCCAAAUCCAAUCCUCCCUUAGCCAAGAAGAUGAAGCAUGUCUCAAGGCCAUGCUCUUAUGCAGCUCUCAUGUCCUUCAUCUUGUCCUAAAUGCAGCCAUAGAGCUCGAUCUGUUCGGCAUCAUGGCUGGAGCUGGCCCUGGCCCUGAGGCAAAAAUGUCUCCAUCCGAUAUUGCUUCCCUGCUUCCCAUCGAAACCCCGAAUGGUCCUUCUAUGCUCGACCGGAUGUUGCGUCUCUUCGCUUCAUACUCCCUCCUCACUUGCUCCACAUCCACUUCCCAAGAUGGUAAGGUUGAGAGGCUCUACGGCCUCACACCUACCGCGAAGUUCUUCAUUCGCGGUCGGGACAAAAACGAGUUAGCUUCCCUUUAUCGGCUGCAUUGCCACCCAACUACCCUGGAAGUAUGGUUUCAUAUGAAGGACGUGAUUCUUGAAGGUGGUAGUACUUUUGAGAAAGCCCACGGAAUGUCUAUAUUCAAGUAUAUGGAUUCUAAUGAAUCAUUCAGAAACAUUUUUCACAGCGCAAUGGUUGCUCGUUCGACCAUAAUCAUGGAAAAGGUAUUGGAGAUCUAUAAUGGUUUUCAGGGACUAACAUCACUUGUUGACGUUGGUGGAGGAACUGGCCAUUGUCUCCAUAUGAUCAUCUCCAAGUACCCUUCCAUUUUGGCUACUAACUUGGAACUCCCUCAUGCCAUACAAAACGCCCCACCUUAUCCUGGCAUAAAGCAUGUUGCAGGAGAUAUGUUUGAAAGCAUUCCAAAUUCUGAUGCGAUUAUGAUAAAGGAUGUACUUCACAACUGGGAGGAUGUAGAUUGCAUCAAACUUCUUAGGAAUUGCCAUGAAGCCCUACCACAAGAGAAUGGAAAAGUCAUAAUCAUCGACAUAAUAAUGCCGGAAACACCUGAUUCAAGUAUGGCGUCCAAGUAUGCCUCCGAAUUAGACAACAUCAUGUUGACACAACCUGGAGGGAGGGAAAGGAGCAGAAGAGAAUUGCAGGCCUUGUGCGAGGAAUCUGGAUUUUCAAGAUUCCGAAUUGCGUGUUUUGCCUUGUCUGUAUGGGCUGUUGUCGAGUUCUACAAGUGA
Morus notabilis is the source of this 1098-nucleotide messenger RNA. Its product is annotated as caffeic acid 3-O-methyltransferase. Bases 1 to 1098 code for a protein of 365 amino acids. The transcript has 4 exons. The record is from RefSeq and is a predicted model, not a curated record. Gene Ontology annotation, molecular function: O-methyltransferase activity; S-adenosylmethionine-dependent methyltransferase activity; protein dimerization activity. Gene Ontology annotation, biological process: methylation. NCBI's taxonomy places the organism in Eukaryota, Viridiplantae, Streptophyta, Magnoliopsida, Rosales, Moraceae.